Caenorhabditis elegans is the source of this 1628-nucleotide messenger RNA. RefSeq lists its product as uncharacterized. The transcript has 12 exons. The record is from RefSeq and is marked reviewed. The coding region runs from base 1 to 1362 and encodes 453 amino acids. Lineage: Eukaryota; Metazoa; Nematoda; Chromadorea; Rhabditida; Rhabditidae.
AUGUUCGCAUCAUCUCCAGAUCAUUUUCGUCCGCACGACAGUUUGAAUCUGCCUACGUAUAUACAUAUCAGUUUGAUGGAAAGUGAAGAGCAAUGUGAUAGCAUUAAUUUUCCAUUUUCACUACGGUUAGAUAAUCCAACACUUGAAAGGAUUGCAGUGAAAAAGCUGAAAUGUAUUGAAAGAGGAUAUGCUUAUCCGCAUAUAGACAUCGUGUUUGCUAGAGGAGAAACUAGCUUAUUAACCAAUGGGCUUAUUACUUCAGAAAAGGACCAAAAAACUUGUGGAUUUUACAAAAGUGUCCAGACAAUUUCACGCAACUCCACAGAGCUUCAGCUACUACCUGACUUUGAAACGAAAACCAAUCUGAAUGGUUAUGUAAUAUUUGCGUACAACACCAUGGAACACAUGCAUACCCCCAAAUUCACAACAUCUUGGAAAACAUGGUCUGGUGCUAGAAUGUUGAGCACGAGAAUGCCCUUGCCACAUAUUGUAACAAAAAUGUCAUUUUUCAAAAAAGUUUCCGGUCAUCUGACGUUUGAAUACAUUUUGAUUGCAAAAGUGAAAAACAUGAUGGUAAACGCUGCUCCAGCGUUGAAUGUUCUUCAUUACAUGAAGCCAAAACUUUGCGCGUAUGUUGGAGCAUAUAGAAAAAUAUCAUUUGAGGUAAAUAGAAAUUUGUGCCGUAGUCUUGGACUGGCCGAAGCAAACUACGCAGACGCACUGACAAAUCGAUUUCGAGUAUCAUACAGUAAUAAUACUGGAUAUGUCGAGAUGUCGAAAUUUAUUGAGUAUAGGUGUAAAGAAGAAGAAGAAGAAGCGAGAGCAGCAAAAGAAAAGCUUGUCAAAAAGUCAACUCAUGUACAAACAGAACCAACGGACACCUUAAGAAACAUAAGGAAAAAGUUACCGAGAACACUGCCGUCCACCCCCAAUACAAUUCGUUCUCCAUCAACUCCACCAAUUUUCUACCCGACAUAUCCCUCCCCAAACUCAAUCAUAGGAACUAUAAUCGAACAUAAAAGUGAAAUUGUCACAGUUGGCAACAACUAUUUGCUGGUUCUUGAUAAUCGCAAUCAAGCAGCAAACGUUCUUUCAUACACUCCGCGUUCUGAAGCUCUACAAAAAGCUGAGAAAAUUUUCAAUGAUCAAAUGCCAAGUCUGCCUGUUGAGCACAAAGAUAUUCCACAAGUUUUUUCUCGGAGCCCAUCGAAUCUCUACAAUUCGAACAAUGAGACGCCAUUACUACAAAAUUUCCAGAAGCUCCCUGAAGACGAUGGAUCAUUACUACGACACCUAAAAACCAAGUAUUUCAACUCGGAAGAAUAUACAUCCGCCGAGUUUUGCAAGCAUAUGCCAAAAUAGGAAUCUUGAACUUUCAAGCCUUUUGUUAUAAGAUUAAAGCAUCUCGCAUCAUGAUAUCAAGCUUGUUUUCAAUUUUUUUGUCACAAAUUCGUUUUUUAAAUGCGUUCAACCUUUAUCUUGAAGCUUUCGUGUUCUUUGAAAAUUUGAUGUCUAACAAUAGAAUGCUCGUCAGUCCGGAAAUCAGAUUUUGAAAUAAAGGUAAAUCUGCGUUUGAUGACGAUUCUCUCAUACCGGAUGAGCACCAUCACUUCACAAUUUCACAAAGU